AGGAGAGAGCUUCAACAAACCCAUAAUGGGUGACGCCAAGCUCUGCCUUUUUCUGCUUCUAAGCACCCUUGCCUUAACCUAUGCCCAAGAAGAAGAACAUGCAUCCUGCUUGCUGGCACAAAGGUACAAGACCUUCCACAAGUAUGAAUACCAGUAUGAAGCCGAGUCCCUGAAUGCCAUAAAUGGAGCUUCCCAACUAAGAAAUGGACCUAAAGGCUCCUGCAAAGUUGAGAUUGAAGUUCCUCAGAGCUGCAGUUACAUCCUUCGCACAACAGGCUGUAGCCUAAGUGAGGUGGUUGAUACGGAUGCAGAGGGCAAUCCUGUGUUCGGACCUGCUGCCGGCUCUGAUGCCUUUGCAGCUGCCAUGGAGAAACAUCCUCUGAAGGUUGUGGUUGAGGGAGUCUAUGAUGUGAAACUGUACCCUGAGGAGGAUGAGCCCAUGACCAUCCUGAACAUUAAGAGGGGUAUUGUCUCUGCCCUUGCUGUGCCCCUGCUGGAGGAAGACAAGAACAAGAGAAUGCCUACCAUCCAUGGCAUGUGUAAGACCGACAAUACUGUCAAUGCAAGGGAGGACAUAGCCACUGACAUUACCCUCACUAGGGACCUGUCAAGAUGUGACAACUUCAUCCCCCAGAGGGACCACACCAGCCCCCUGGCCCUCAUCUCUGGCAUGCACUACCCCCUUUCCCAGCUGAUCAGGAGCUCUCAGACCUGCAACUACAAGUUUGAUAAUGAGAACAAGCACAUGACCUCUGGUGCCUGCACUGAAAACCACAUCUUGGUGCCUUUUUCUCACAAGGGGCAAUAUGGAGUUACCAACACUGGCAAGCAGACUUUGACCCUGCUGGAGGUUUCAGCCUACAAUGAGAGAGUCUUCGACAACUAUGAGGCUAAUCUCAAGGGUCUGGCCAUGGAGGCUGCUGAAGAUAGGAGCGCUGUUCAGGACAAGGAUGCAGGACUGGCCGUCCUGAGAGAACUGGCCACUUUGUCUCAGUCCAACAACGGAGAGAAUAGAGCCCACCUCUUCCAGAAGCUUGUGAGCAUGGUCCGUGGAAUGAAGCAAGAGACCCUGAGCCCUGCUGUUCCAGAGGCCUUAGAAAUUUCCGGUCCCCUGACAUACCAGGUUCUGGCCCAGUGCGGCACACCAGAAUGUAGCAGUGCCCUCAUGCAGAUCCUCAGGACCUUUGACACCUCAGCUGUUGAGGUUGAUGCUGCUGUGUUCACCAUGGGCCUGUUGCCUAACCCCUCUGCCCUACUGGUCAAUGACAUGCUGGCUAUGGCUCAGUACAAGCAGAGCAAGCCCAUCAUGUAUGCAUUGAGCAAUGCUGUCAAGAGGUUCUACAAAGCUGAAGGAAAGUUGACCCCUGAGAUCCAUGCUGUUGCUGAGUUUAUGGCUGCCCAUUUGGGGGACUGCUCUGGUGACCAGGAACAUAUUUUCAUGACCCUUAGGGUUAUUGGUAACAUGGCCGCUGCCAUGGGAGCUGCCAGUCCUGCCCUGAGGACCGCUGUGAUCCAGUGCGUGAACCAGCCCGCUGCCACCCUGGAGGUUCAACAAGCAGCCAUCCAGGCCUACAGACAGACACCUGUUCCUGAGGAGGGAAGAGAAAUACUCAUGCAGGUCCUUUUGGACAGUGCUAGCCCUCUGCAGAAACGUGUUGCUGCCUAUCUGGUGUUGAUGAAGGAUCCUCAAACAAGUGAACUGGCUCAAUUGGCCACCGCCUUGCCUAUUGAGGAGAACCAGCAGGCUAAAAGCUUUGUCAUCUCCCAUCUGACCAACAUAUUGGCCUCCACUGAGCCUGAGACCCAGGGACUGAGACAGAAGAUCCUUGAUGCUCUUCAGGGUAAUGACGUUGGAACAGUCAUGGAUCCAACUAAAUUCUCCCGCAAUUACAAGGUUGCAUCUGUUGAAGGCAACAUGAUCUUCGAGGGUGCCAGCUACCUGCCUAGGGAAGUAAUGCUGGAGAUGACCCUGAAAGCUUUUGGCUAUGAUAUUGACAUGUUGGAGGUUGGCAUGGAGGGUAAAGGACUGGAGCCAACAGUUGAGACUCUCUUCGGUGAGCAUGGCUUCUUCCCUGAUACAGUACUGAAGACCAUCUUCUUUGUUUCUGACAAAAUGCCCCAUGAAAUAAAUGAGGUCCUGAAGAACAUGCUGCCUGCUCUGAAGGCUGACAGAAAGAAGAGACAGACUUCCCAGAAUCUUGUAAGAGAAAUCGGCCGCAACAUCAACAAACUGGUGAGGGAUCUGAAGGCUCAGGAAUCUCCUGAGGCUAUGGUUUACCUGAGACUGAUGGGAAAUGAGCUGGGGUACCUCAAGACCAAAGACAUGGAAGAAAUGGCCUACUCUGCAGCUCUGAUGAUUGACAACAUGGUGAAGAUGUUCCCCACUGAUCUGAUUAAGGGACUGAUGACCAAGGAGGACAAUGAGGUCUUUGCUCACUACAUCUUCAUGGACAAUGAAUUCUUAUUGCCAACUGCUACUGGUGUGCCUCUGAAGAUAGCCCUUUCUGGUACCUUCACCCCUGGUAUCAAGGGAGGCAUUGCUCAAAGUGCUGCUAACAUGGCUGAGUUCUCCUUUAUGCCCUCUGCUGGAGUUGAGUUUGUGACCCGGGUUGGCUCUCAUAUCCCUGAGUAUGUCCUGUCUGGCCUAGAGAUGCACACCAACCUGUACCACGAGAGUGGGCUCAGAGCUAAGAUUGCUGUGUCUGAGAGUGAAGUCAAGCUGACCAUCCCUGCUCUCCAGAGCCCUGCCAAGCUGAUCAGCAUCACUAACUCCUUGGUAGCUGUGACCUCUGCUGAGGUGAAGAAAAUACUCCCCAUCGUGGAAGAUAAAGUUGAUGUUUCUGAAUGCACACCUGUCUUUGCUGGAAUGAAGUACUGCACUGUCCUGCAGUACACUGAUGCUAGCUCUCAUGAUACUGUCCCCUACUUCCCGUUCACUGGUGACAGCAAGCUUGCUGUGGAGCUCCACCCCACAGGUGAUGUGUCUGAAUACUCCGCCACUGUCACCUACAAACUCCUUAUGGAGGGAGAAGAAGGUAACCAGAAGGUUGACACAGUGAAGAUGGUCCUAAAAGCAGAAGGUGCUGAGCCCACUGAGGCCACAGCAACCGUGAAGUACAACAGGAGGAAAAAUGUCAUCACCACCGACAUCCAGAUCCCUGACUAUGACCUGGAGGUUGGACUAAGACUGGGUGUUGUCGAUGAAAACACAAAGGGCAAAGGAACACACUCCAUCUCUAUUGAUCUCAUCAAUAAGAACAUUCCUCAGUUGUCUCUGGUUGGCCGUGCCAAAAUUGAGGCCUUGAAGGACGCUAUGCUGCAGGUCCAGCUGCUUGUCCCAUCACUGAAGGCUGAUGCCACAGUCACAGCCCAUCUGAAGCGUGAUGAAGAACUACAACUGGAGCUCGAGAGUGACAUCAAGCUCCCUGAGACAACCUCAGUGCAGAAGAUUUCCCUGAAAUAUGACAACAGCAAGAUUGAGGCUGAAGUGAAGUCUGACAUGAACUCUGAGAUCCAGAACAUCCUACCUAUCGUUGAAGAAAUCAAGAAGAUUGUCAAUGAUGCCCUUGAUCUGCAGGUGGGCCAGACUGACAUGAAGGUCCGCCACAUCCUCACCAAGUCUGUGGAGGCAACCAACAUCUACUUGGAGAAAUAUGCUGCUGAUAUUCCUUACAUUCAGACCUUAAGAGUACCAGAGAUGCCAGAGAUUACUCUGCCAGAGAAACUCUUUUUGAAUGCUGAGGCUAAGGCUGCUUAUCAUUUCAAUGAUGACCGCUUCACUCUCACGCUCCCCAUGCCUCUUGGAGGAAAAUCAACUGAAGAGCUCAACUUCCCACCUGCCCUGACCACCCCACGCCUAUCUCUGCCCCAGUUUGGCCUUGAGGUUCACUCCAUGCAGAUUCCCAUCCCUGAACUCUUUGUUCCUGAGACAAUCACUGUGUUUGUGCCUCUCUUUGGAAAAGCUGAGGUUUCCACCAAGGUAAACAGCAAUCUGUACGAUUUGGAGGCUUCCGCUUCUGCUGGCAGGGAUGCUGUUGAGACCCCAAGCUACUCAGCAAAGAUUGAAGUAGCAGGCAACUCCCCAGUGGACAUCCUCUCCAUCAAGAUUGAAGGCUCUGGACUGAUCGCCAGCACUCCUGCUGACUCCAUCAAGGCCCAUGUGCAGACCUCUGUGAGCCACAAGCUCAUCGAUGUCAGUGUGAGCAUCACAGAAGUUGGUACAGUGACAGACAAGAUCAAUGUGAAAUCCAGCAGCAAGAUUGAAUUAACAAGUCCCCUGGGUCUAAAUGUAGUUCUGGAGCACACUGGACUAGUUGGCUUCAAUAUUGAAGAAAUCACUGCUGAGAGCAAUGUGGAGGGAACAGUCAAGGCAGGACCUGUCUAUGGCAGUACAACUGCCACCCAGUCUUUCUCCAUCUUCCCAUUCAAGCCAGAGGCAAAGAUUGAUUCUUCGCUUAAAUUCGAUUCAACUGUUGUUACUGUCCAGAACACCCUUGCAGCAACCUUCAGCAAUGGUGAGUUGGCUGUUGUGUCUAACACCAAUGCAUUUGAAGACCUCCUCACUCAUGCUGCCGAGCUGUCUUUCAAAGAGAACAAGUUGUCCCUGAAAUGUGACACAAAUGCACUCACUGUUGGCAUGAAGAUCCACAACCAGGCUGAGGCCUCUGCUGGGGCUGGAGCAGUCACUCUAAAGAUGGAAACCAAUGCUGACCACACUGAGAAUCGUGUGUAUUCUUUAGUUACUGCCUCCCUAGAUGUCAAUGGUCUGGCUGUGAACAGUGAUGCUAAUAUAAAGCUGUUUGAGCAUGAAGCUACACAGAAGGCCACUCUGACUAUGAACAAGGAUGGCUUGGCCACAAGUGGCACUACAACCCUCCAGAGUCCCCUGAUUGUUGAGAACACCUUUGCUGCUGGACUUGAUUCUUCCAAGGCAACCCUGUCCAUCGACACAAAGGCUGCACUGAAUGAUGUUAAGGUUGAAAACACCAAUGCUCUGACCCUCACUCUGUCUACAUUGGCCUUCACCUCAAAGGCUGAAGCCAUUGUCACUGAGAGAACAUCAUACACUCAUGAUAUUACCAUUGAUCUGCAGCCCUACACUGUCUCAGCAAAUGUUAACAACCACUUGAAGGUGCUGGAUGCCAACCUGGUCAAUGAGGCUCAGCUGAAGGCAGAGCUCUACAAAUUAGACUUUACUGGAAGCUUGAAGGCUGCAUAUGGUGAGGAGGAGAUCAAGCACACCUAUGAAAUUAACUACGCUGACCUGACUGCCAAUGCUAAGUGCAGUAUCAUUGGAAAACUCCUUGGAACCCACAUGAGCCAGAACACAGAGCUUGAAGUUGUUGGUCUUGCUGCCAGGAUCCACAAUGAUGCUCGCUUCAACUCCCAGCCUCUCCGCUUCGACCACACUAUCCGUGCCAGUGUUAUUCCUUUUGACUUCAAUCUUGAUGCCAUCUUCAAUGCCGAUGGUGACCUAACCCUGUACGGCAAGCAGAGUGCUCAACUCUAUGGCAAAUUCCUUGUUAAAGCACAGCCCCUGGCUUUAGCUAGCUCACAUGAAUGCAGAGCCUCAGUCACCCAGCUGCUUGACAAUGGCUUCGCUUUGGAGACCACAGUUGACAACAAGCUAGAUGCACUUAUGACUCCUCAGGAGCAGAAAGCCGUACUUAGGUUGAAGUCCAAGGUUAACGACCAUGCCCUUAACCAAGAAGUCGAAGCCUACCACAACGCUGAAAGGCUUGGAUUGGAAGUCUCCAGCACACUCCUCACUAACCUCCUGAACACAGAUGACAGUGAAAAACAGGAAUUUACAAUGUCUGGCUUCCUUAAGUAUGAUAAAAACACAGAAAGCCACUUUAUUCAGCUGCCACUGAUUGAAAGUUUGCCAGCAAUCCUGGAAAGCAUCAAGAUCACCAGUGUGAGCAUGGCAGAGGCAUUGCAGAAUUACCUCAACAAUGAAGAAAUCAAGGCUAAGCUUGAGGCUCUGCCCCAGCGUAUUAGUGACUUUGCUGUUCAUCUGAAUCUGGAAGGUAAGGCUGUCCAGCUUAAACAGAACCUCAUUGCCCUCACACAGGAGUAUGCUAUAACUGUAGAAGAUCUGGAAGCCACUCUUGCUAACCUUAAGUCUGCCAUUGAGGCACUGCUGGCUGACAUUGCAUCCCGCAUAGAGAUCAUUGUUGCUGCUACCAAGGAAGUGAUUAUGAGUGGUACUCUGUCUGAAACUGUCAUCCAAAGAAUUCAGCAGGAGAUGAACACCUUCUAUGAAGAGUAUGACAUCAGAGCUAUGAUUGUUGCUGUGAUUGAGACCAUUGAUGAGCUGAUCAAGCAGAUCGACAUGCAGAAACUGAAGGACACCAGCAUUGCUUUCCUCCAUGACAUUGAUAUUAAGGCCAAGGUGGAGCAGGUUCUUGGUGUCUUGAAACAGUUUAUAACAAGCUUUGACACAUCCAAAUUCCUUGAGGAUCUGAAGAGCUUCAUUGCCUCCUUACACCUAGAAGCCCACAUCGAGGAGCUGAUGGCUCAGAUACCCACCGAAGUGAUCAGCAAGUUUGUGGAUUCUGUCAAGGAAGUGAUUCUAGACUUUGACAUCAUUGGAAAAGUCAAUGCUCUCCAUGGAAAGCUAAGAGAAGUUAUUGUCCAGUUAGAAGCUGACAAGAAAGUUGAGGCCAUCCUGGAGAAGGUUUUGGAACUCAUUCACCAGUUCAAAAUUGAUGAAACUAUUCAGGUGGUGGCAAACAGUCUGAAAUCCAUUGAUAUUCCUGCCAAGGUAAAGCAGGUGCUGGAGGAAGCCAUCAACUACCUGAAAGCUACUGAGAUGAAGCAGGUGAUUGAUCACUUGAAUGAGAAUCUUGAUUCUGUUGUCCAGAAGAUCAAGUCCUUUGACUACAAUGCUCAUGUGGAUGAGGUCAACCAGAUGAUCAGUGGCUACACCACCUACCUGAAUGAGCUGAUUAAGGCACUUGAAAUUCCACAGAAGUUUGAAGCUACAAGAGACUUUGUCAACUUUGUUCUGUCAUCUGUAAUGACCUCCAUUGAACAACUAAGGGAAAUCAAAGUUGCAGACCUGAUCAAAAAAGUGAGGGAUGUAGUUGACCAUGCCAUGCUGAAUGACCUAAAAGCUGUCCUUGAUACUCUUAAGCAGAAGAUCUCUGAAAUGGAUGUGAAAGCUGAGAUUCUUUCCUACCUGCAGUUAGUGAACAGUUACUAUACCAAGGCCAUCACUAUCAUCACUGAUGCGUUAGUCAAUGUGGUUGAGGUUAUUAAGAGUGGGAUUGCUGAGCAACCAAUUGUUGGUGAAGUUAAGCAGAUUGUUGAGGGCAUUGUCACUGGACUGAAGGCAACUGAGCUAGACCUCCCCUCAUUUACCAUCCCUCUUACAGACCUUGUUGUACCUUCCUUAAAGAUUACACUUGAGAAGCUUCAAGGGGCUGAAAUACCAACACAGUUGGACAUCCCUGAGUUUACUAUCCUCGGUUUCCACACUGUGCCUGCUUUAACCAUUACCGUUGAUGAUAUCAAGCAGAGAAUUGUUGAGCUCAUUGAUUUUAUUUCCAACUUUGAGAUCAAGAUGUUUGAUGUGGAUGCUUUCUUUGGAGAACUGACCAUGAAUUACCUGCCAACUCUUCCUGAAAUCGCCCUCCCAGAGAUCACCCUUCCAGAGAUAUCUCUUCCGUCUCUCCCUCAUGUUCCUAUUGAGAAGCUGCUGGAGAUUCCUACUCUCCAGAUCCCUGAGAUCAAGCUGCCAAAAAUCCCAUGUGAGGUCAUGAUACCAUCCUUUGGAAAGCUCUAUGGGGAAGUGAGAAUCGGCACUCCCAUCUACAACCUUAGGACCACAGCUGAGCUCCAGAACUCAACUGACAGUGAGAUGACCCCUCAGUUAACAGUUUUCCUGACUUCCCAGGCCACAUCUCCCAGCUUUGAGAUCUUCAACUACAAUCUGGAUUCCACUGCUCGCAUUGCUAUCCCCAAGAUGAGCCGUGUGAUUGUUGCAGAGACAUUGAAGUUCACACAUUCUGCUCUGGCAGUUGAACACCAGGCCUCGGUGACCCUCUAUGGCAUAGCAGCUCAGGCCUCAGCUAAGACCACAGUUAAGGCCACAACUGCCCCCUAUACAGCUGACAUUGUUAAUAACAUCUUCUUUGCCACUGAGGGUGGUAUGUCUGCCUCUGUUGACACCACUUAUAACCACCAGCUGAAAUUCCCAAUCAUUGGCCUUAGCAGUGAGACUGCUCUCACUUCAAAGGCAGUUGCUCGCCAGGAAGGUACUACAAUCGUUCUGACCAUUGGAAAUGAAGGCACUGCCAAGUUCAACUCCCAUGACGGCACCCACAAGAGUGACUUACACUUUACCCUCAAUCCCAGCACUGCAAAGCUGACCUUCACUAGUGACACGGACACUGCCAUUCUAAAGAUGAAGCAGACCAUGAAUGCUGAAGCUGUAAUACUCAGUUACUUCAAAUUUGAUGCCCGUUCUGAAGCAGAAGGCCCUGCUGUCAAGAGCAGCUUGGUGGUGGCGUCUGGACAUGCUAACAUGGGAGAUUUGAAGGUUGAGCUGAAGGCAGCCCAUGACUCGGAGCUUGUUGGUGGACUCAGUGGAAUCCUCUCUAAUUCUUUCAAUCUUGUGAUUUCUCCAGAUGAGGUUGUUCUUGACUUUCAGAACAAGGGAAACACCAAGCUCACCAUCAGUGAAACUCUGACCACCAAAAUGGACCUCCAGAAUGAUUAUUCUGCUACCAUCAAGCCUGAUGGUCAACAUAUCAACAAUGUGGCUCUUGUUCGCUUGAACCAGUACAAAUACUCCUACAACUUGACCAUUGACAAUAACAAUAAUCAGGCAGGCAUCUUUGCAGCUAUGGAUGGUGAGGCUAAUCUUGACUUCCUGACCACUCCUUUCAACAUUCCAGAGAUUCAUGUACCCUUUGUUAACAUCCACACACCAGCCAUCAGCAAUGUGAAUCUGUAUGAGCACAGUGGCAUUAAGCACAUAUUGACCACCACUGAGCAGACUGUUGAUGUGGAUGUUAAGAUUGUGUACCAGAAGAGCCAGUUUGCUCCCCUUGUUCACAUGGGACUGGUCAGAAUCCCUUCUUUGGGUAACUUGAUCACAGAUUUGUCAUUCAAGUCUGCUAUAAUUAAUCUGAAUGCCAAUGCUGGACUUUAUGCUGAGGAUGACCUUGUCUUCCGCCUGGGUGCAACCUCUGCCUCUGUGUUUGAUGCUCUGAAAGCAAAGCUUGACGGUACCACCAGUCUGACCACCAAGAGAGGGCUGAAACUGGCCACUGCUCUGUCUCUGGAGAACCCCCACAUUGAGGGAACACAUGACAGCUCAAUCACCCUGAACACCGACAACAUGGAGGCUGAUGUCUCUGUUUCUACUGUUGCUAAGAUUGCCCUGCCCAUCCUCAACGUUGAGGCCAACCAGCAGUUUGCGGCACACCUCAAGACCAAUGCAAAUGCUGCAUCCACAUUGAAGCUGAAGGGUGAUUUCCACCUGCCACUUAUCAAUGUUGUUGGUAAGGCAGAUCUUGACCAUAGCCUGAAGCUAGAGGAAGCAUUUGGAGACCAUAUUUCCAUGGAGACUUUCACCAAGAUCAACCUUGAUGGCACUAUCCUGGAGACCUACCCACUUCUGGCCGCUGUAGACAAUGAGGCUAACAUGUACUUGAAUGCUGAUGGUCUGCGCUCCACUUCAAAGCUCAUUGCCAAUGCUAAACUCAACAACGGUGAGACCAAGAUCCUUGAGAUUGAUGUGGAUGAGAACCUGGCUGUGGAGGCUUCUCUGACCCGUGUUUAUGUGGUUCUCAAGGUAACUAGCAACAAUGAGGCCAAUGUGAUGACCUUCAUCACUAAUGGGAAGCAUGUAGCCCAGGCUACCAUUGAUCUUGCACCAACAACCAGCCUGAAUGCUGAUGUUGAGAUUGCCAUGUCUCAGCCAAGCACCUUUGGUGAUAUUACCAUCUUUGAGAAGACUGUUGUUGAGCUGACAGCACCCAAGCAAAAGGUUUCUACCACUGCCAAGAUUGUCACGCCUGUGUACACCACAAGUCUGGCAGCUGAGAUUGAGGGUGAUGCCCCUAUCUUCAAAGUUACCCUCAAGUCUUCUGCUACCUCUAUCAUUGUCUUCCUGGAUUAUGACCUAGAUGCUUCUAUUACUGCUGGCCUGGAGAAUGCCAUCCUGAGUCUGACUGGCAAAGCUGCCCUGACACAUGCUGACCUGACCAUGGACAUUCAGCAUGUUCUUUCCCAGGUUAUGAGGAAGAAACGCCAAGAGGAAGGAAGUGACUCCAGGCUCACCCUAAAUGUGGACAUCACCAGCGCUACCUUCACUGAUGUGAAUUUCCGUUACGCCGCUCGCAGAGACGGAAUCAGUGCUUCUGUCUCAACUCCAUCCACUGGGUUCUUGGGUCUUCAACUCCAGGGCAGGACUCCAUCUCAGCUGAACGCUAGACUCUACAGUCGUUAUGCCUCUGCCCCUGAAGAUGACGUGGACAUCCUAAUCAUUAGAGCAUCUGUUCAGGACACUGAGAGGAUGAGGCUAAAGAUUGCCUACAACAUGGAAGCUCCUAAUGACAUGCUCAUGGGCCUGAAGGAGAGACUCCCUACCAUUACAUCCACUCUCAACAACUUUGCUGACAAGUAUCAACUGUUUGGACAGGUGUCUGGGCUGAAGAGUGCAGUCAUCAACCUUAUUGAGGAGGCAUACAGCACAACUAACAACCAUGCUGCAGACUUGAGCCAACUGUCCAUCCUCUUCAGGAACACAGUUGUCCAGUACCAGAAGACCGUCCAGGUCUUCCUGGAUGCUGCCGUCAAGUCCCUGCGUGAAAUCCAGUUCAAGUUGCCUGGCUCAGAGGAGAUGACCACUCUUCCUGAAGUUCUCAAGAAGCUGACCACUGGCAUUGCUCAAUUGCUCGAACGGGCUGUCCAGAUGCUCCUUGCCAAUGUUGAGAGCACGUUCAAUGCCUUGAUGGACAUGAUCAGCAAUAUUCAGGUCACUAUGCCAAUUGGUACUGUCAUGUCCGGUGCUCAGUUUAUUGACGAGGCUAGAAACAGCGUGAAGAACAUCCUGGCCCAGAUUGUGGAUCUUAUCAAGCAUCUGGAGAGUCUUGACAUGAUUCUAGAAAAGCUAGGUGAGACGCAGACAGCUGUCGUUGAGAAGGCCCAGCAAUUUGUUGACACUCUGAAAUCUGACGUUCUGGAUGCGGUUGCCAUCUACAUCAAUGCUAUCUAUGGAAACCUUGUCUCCUUGAUCAAGAAUGUCCUAGACCAGGUCAAUACUCAUAUCAGCAUGGAGCAGGUCAAUCAAGUAAUUGAUUACGUCAUGGAGCUGGUUAACGCUUUGGUGAGCCAGUUCAACAACACCGUAUCUGCUUUCCUGCAGAAUGCUUCCGAGGAGGCCUAUGUGAAAGUUAAGGGAGGAAGGCUUGAGAUUGACCUUCCCUUCAACUUCAGCCAGUAAACUUCACUAGUGAACUAUUUAACAUUAAUCUCUCACAGAACUCAGAAUCAGAGUUGGCAUGGAAUUAAAAGCUUUAAAAUCAACAUGCAGCUAUUGUAUUGUUCUUGUGUACAUGGCAACUUAUAUAAAACACCAACAUAGAAAUGAGUAUUCUGUGACAAGACCUACUGAUCUACUCUAUUUGUCUGUAUCUUUCAAGAUGCAAUGAGUAAGUAAAUAAAUAAUUAAAACAUUUAUACCGCA
This is a messenger RNA of Hypomesus transpacificus, 11701 nucleotides long. Its product is annotated as apolipoprotein B-100-like. Bases 26 to 11458 code for a protein of 3810 amino acids. Gene Ontology annotation, cellular component: very-low-density lipoprotein particle; mature chylomicron; low-density lipoprotein particle. The record is from RefSeq and is a predicted model, not a curated record. The transcript has 29 exons. NCBI's taxonomy places the organism in Eukaryota, Metazoa, Chordata, Actinopteri, Osmeriformes, Osmeridae. Gene Ontology annotation, molecular function: cholesterol transfer activity; low-density lipoprotein particle receptor binding. Gene Ontology annotation, biological process: cholesterol transport; lipoprotein transport; triglyceride mobilization.